Molecule: messenger RNA, 960 nt
Organism: Erinaceus europaeus (western European hedgehog)
Lineage: Eukaryota; Metazoa; Chordata; Mammalia; Eulipotyphla; Erinaceidae
Product: olfactory receptor 4C15-like
Exons: 1
Coding region: 25-960 (311 amino acids)
Biological process (GO): G protein-coupled receptor signaling pathway
Cellular component (GO): membrane
Molecular function (GO): olfactory receptor activity; G protein-coupled receptor activity
Source: RefSeq, a predicted model, not a curated record
CCCACUACCUUUACCUUGGAAGUUAUGCAAAACCAAAGCUUUGUGACUGAAUUUAUUCUCUUGGGACUUUCACAGAACCCAGAUGUUCAGAAAAUAGUGUUUGUUGUAUUUCUGUUUAUCUACAUUGCAACUGUGGGUGGAAACUUGUUGAUUGUGGUGACCAUCAUCAAUAGUCCAGCACUCCUGACUUGCCCAAUGUACUUCUUCUUGGCAUUCCUGUCCUUCCUGGAUGCUUGCUUCUCCUCUGUCAUUGUCCCAAAGAUGGUUGUGGACUCUCUUUAUGAGAAGAAGACAAUCUCCUUUGGAAGCUGCAUGACCCAGCUCUUUGCUGAACAUUUCUUUGCUGGGGUGGAGCUGAUUGUCCUCACAGCCAUGGCUUAUGACCGCUAUGUGGCCAUCUGUAAGCCCUUGCACUACUCUUCAAUCAUGAACUUAAGAGUCUGUGGCAUUCUGAUGGGAGUAGCCUGGACAGGGGGCUUUCUGCAUUCCAUUAUCCAGAUUCUCUUUACUUUCCAGCUGCCAUUCUGUGGUCCCAAUGUUAUUGAUCAUUUCAUCUGUGACUUGUACCCAUUACUAAGGCUUGCCUGCACAGAUACUCACAUUUUUGGCCUAUUUGUGGUAGCCAACAGUGGAUUUAUCUGUAUCAUAAUUUUCUCUUUGCUUCUAGUCUCCUACAGUGUCAUCUUGCUCUCUCUAAGAAACCAUAGCACUGAAGGGCAGAAAAAAGCCCUAUCUACGUGUGGAUCUCACAUUGCUGUUGUGGUUUUGUUCUUUGUCCCAUGCAUAUUUGAGUACGCACGACCUCCAUCUGCCUUCUCUUUUGACAAGAUGGUGGCGAUAUUUUACACCAUCCUAACACCCUUGUUCAAUCCUUUGAUUUACACUUUUAGGAAUAAGGAAGUGAAAAAUGCCAUGAAGAAACUGUGGAACCAAGUAAAGGCCAUUUCUAAUAAAAAGUGA